Molecule: messenger RNA, 783 nt
Organism: Colletotrichum lupini
Lineage: Eukaryota; Fungi; Ascomycota; Sordariomycetes; Glomerellales; Glomerellaceae
Exons: 5
Coding region: 1-783 (260 amino acids)
Biological process (GO): mycotoxin biosynthetic process
Source: RefSeq, a predicted model, not a curated record
AUGCAACCGAAUGGUCUUGACCGUCUGGCUGGCCUCGUCCGCCCUGUCGAGAAAUCCGCGUAUGCUCAUCUGGAAGAUGAAGAGUUGGAACAGAGUCGGGAACCGAGUCCGCGUCAUCGAUUCUGGUCACCCAGCGUAUCUCAGGUGCUUCUUUUCUUGAUCUCCGUGGCUCUUCUCUCCGCUACCGGUGUUCAUCACUUCCGCCAGAGCAAACACUCCCACAACCAACGAACAAGUACGAAAUAUUUCAGCAAAGUCAAGAAUGCGGUGCUGAUAUGCAAGUUCCAGAUGUGGGUAAUCUCGAAGAGAUCAGAGGACAAGCUCAUCGACGAGCGUCAUUUCAUGCUCAUUCCCGACGAGGACUUUCCCAAAUCCGAAUUUAGAACUAGAGAGCCCCUCCGGGCUUCGACCUCUGCUCAAAACGGUACUCUGGCCGUGUUUGAGUACGUUCACGCCUUGCACUGCGUGCACCUCAUGUGGAAGCAAACCUAUCCCGAGUACUACAAAGAAGACCACAUGAAGAUGAAGAACGACCCAAAGUGGCAGCACGCACACAUUAAUCACUGCGCGGACUUCCUGAAGCAGUACAUUCUCUGCAACGCCAACCUCGCGUUCAACACGUACUCCUUCAACGAGACCCGGGGCGGCGCCGACGUGGACAUCGUGUCAUCGCACACGUGCAUCAACUUGGAUGCCGCGGACGACUACGCGAACCGGCACUACGUCAAGAGGUCUGAGCUGGCCAUCGCUACCGGCAAAGAGAUCACUGCCGAUGUAUUUUGA